Molecule: messenger RNA, 2436 nt
Organism: Salvelinus sp. IW2-2015
Lineage: Eukaryota; Metazoa; Chordata; Actinopteri; Salmoniformes; Salmonidae
Gene: tfg
Product: trafficking from ER to golgi regulator
Biological process (GO): endoplasmic reticulum to Golgi vesicle-mediated transport; COPII vesicle coat assembly
Cellular component (GO): endoplasmic reticulum exit site
Molecular function (GO): identical protein binding
Source: RefSeq, a predicted model, not a curated record
UGCGCGCUCCACUGUACGACACGUACAGGUUUUACGUCGACAAGCGGGCAGACUUCCUCAUGUGAGGCUAGGAUUCUGUGUUUGCCAGCCCUGGUUAAACAUUUUGGCUGACAAGAUCCUGAGAGAAAUACCGACACAACAGUGGGAUCAAGUCGUCCAGUUACAGCGGUGGAAACAGUAGACUGUACCAUGAACGGACAGCUGGACCUGAGCGGCAAGCUGAUCAUCAAGGCCCAGCUGGGCGAUGACAUCAGACGCAUCCCCAUCCACAAUGAGGACAUCACCUAUGACGAGCUGGUGCUGAUGAUGCAGCGCGUCUUCAGGGGCAAGCUGCAGAGCAACGACGAGGUCACCAUCAAAUACAAGGACGAGGACGAUGACCUCAUUACUAUUUUCGACAGCUCGGACCUGUCUUUCGCCAUCCAGUGCAGUAGGAUACUCAAACUCACUCUCUUCGUGAAUGGUCAGCCGAGACCUCUGGAGUCCUGUCAGGUCAAGUACCUGCGUAAGGAGCUCAUUGAGCUCAGGAACAAAAUCAACGGUCUCUUGGAAUGUCUGGAGCCCCCCUCAGAACCUGGCCUGGCUGCCUCCGCGCUAGACAGGGACUCGGUGGAUGUAUGUGAGGGGAGGGUGGUGGCGGCGGMGAAGCAGGCCCCGGUCCCAGUCAGUGCGGCCAGCAUGUCGGCCUUCGACCCCCUGAAUAAGCAGGACGAAGUCAGCAAGAACGUCAUGUCCGCCUUUGGCCUGAGUGAGAACCAUGUCCCAGCCCCCCCGGGUGUUUCGUCUGUGGAGCGGUCAGAUACUCCAGAAAGCAUUGCAUCAUCCUCGUCCGCCGCCCUCCAGCCACAGGCCCCCUACGCAGGGAUGCAGCAGGGACCCCCAGCAGCCCUCGACGGUCAGAUGUACCAGCAGUACCAGUCUCCAGGUGGAUACCCUCCSCAGCAGCCAGCACCGCAGCAGCAGUAUGGCAUGCAGUACCCUGCAGGAUGCACCCCCCAGCCCGGCACCCCUCAGCCUCAACAACAGCAGUUCCAGAACUACCCUGCCCCCAACUCCCAGGGCCCCGCACCCAGCCAGGGCCCAGCCCCCGGCUUCCAGGGAGGCCAACAGCAGGCCGCUCCACCCCAGGGACCCCAGCAGUACCCCCCAGGGGCCUUCCCUCCCCAAAACUACACCUCCCAGGCCAACCAGCCUGCCAACUACAGCCUACCCCCCACCUCCCAGUCUGGCCAGGGUUACCAGGCCCGUCCCAGCUACACUCCUCCCCCCGGUAGCAACGUUACCCCCCCUCCUGGGGCGUCCAACCCCUAUGCCCGCAACCGGCCCCCCUUCGGCUCGGGCUAUGCCCAGCCUGGCCCUGGGUACCGGUAAAAGAGAAGGAAUGGAAACACACACACCCACCCCUCCCCUUUGUGUCCUGGCUGGCUCUGUUUGGCCUGGGUUUGGUAAACAUGGUCUGCUAAUCUGUCCAUCCGUCCUUCUGUCAGUCCUCAGUCACUGAUGAGUCCKUAUCCAAAACKAACUACAAKCCCCCCCCCCCCAUCUGAUCGUCUGUGCUCUGUCUCGACCCCACCACCACACACACAAACCCAUGUUAUUGUCUGUGUUCUGUCUCGACCCCACCACCACACACACACACACACACCCAUGUGUUAUUGCCCUGUUAUUUGAAAUUCAAUGUUUCCUACCCACACUCUCCCCCCUAUGUGUCUGUCAUCAGGGUGGGCUCAGUUUGAAUUGACGGCAGUCAAUUCAGGAAGAAAACUCUAAUGUACAAUUCAAUAAUAAAAAAGGGCAUUUUCAAUGACUUCUCAAUAAACUGAGAAGUCGAAGGUAUUUAUUUCAAAAUGUUUUAAUUUCGAAUUGACUGCCUUCAGUUCAAAUUGUGCUCAACACUGGUGAACAUGUAGUCAGUCUGUAAGCACAAUCAGCUGGGAGAACAAAACAGGCUGGAAUAUGAAAGCUGUCUAUCAUUAUCAUCAUCAGACUUUUUCUUGUCUGACAGCUGUAAAUGCACCUGUAUACGCUGGUCAACAGAUGAUGUUGAUUCGUUUGGCAUUUAACUGAUCUUUUGAGGAUAUAGUUUGCUGAGUGUCAACCGAUGCUGGUGUUCAAAAUGGUGUUCAUCCCCUUUUUUAAAUUAUUUUUUUACAACUUGUUUUCAUCACCGCCAUGUUGAUAUUAAGACGUGUCAUGGAAUCUGCCUCUCGGUUGAGUACAAUAUGGGAGGUGUAGUUUUGACCUUCCAGAAGGGACCUACCAUGUUUAGCCUCUUAGAUCACCUCCUUAUGGUUUAURGCUCUCUCUCUCAUACAUUUUUGUCCCUCACUGGUUUGUAUUAAUAUAUCAGUCAGAUUUUCCACCUUGAAGUGUCAUUUAGUUUGUUUAAACUGAAACAUUUUCUCUAAAACCUAAUAAAGGCUUUGAAACCUUGAA